This is a messenger RNA of Megalopta genalis, 6504 nucleotides long. RefSeq names its product connector enhancer of ksr (gene cnk). Gene Ontology annotation, molecular function: protein binding. The record is from RefSeq and is a predicted model, not a curated record. NCBI's taxonomy places the organism in Eukaryota, Metazoa, Arthropoda, Insecta, Hymenoptera, Halictidae.
AAUAUAAUCUUAAUGAUAAUAUAAUGAAAUGUUUACAUCAUUCCUUGUCUUAAAAUAUUGACAUAUGGAUAUAUUAACAAAGAUUUUCUAGACACUCACAAAUUUAUAAAAUAAAUUUGUAAAGUUGUCGGCUUGGAAGCGACAAAAGCGCUGCGUAACGCGAUUAUCUCGAACUAUCAUGUAAGAUAAUAUAUAUACAGUUAUUGUUGAAUCAAGUAUAUUUAAUAGUUAUCGACGGGGCGAGCUGGAAAUUAGAACGAUCGAGGACGACAAAAAUCUUUAGUAGGAUUUUGUGAUUGAAUAGAUGGUCAGGUCAUGGCGUAUGUUAAUGUUGCUGAAUGGAAAACCGAUCAAGUGUGUGAAUGGUUAAAAGGCUUAGAUAAUUCUGUACUCCCUUAUGUACACAGUUUUACAAAUCAUGGUGUCAGUGGGCAACAGUUAUUAAGUCUAAGACCAGAAGAUUUAGAACACCUCGGAGUGCUCAAACUUGGCCAUCAGGAAAUUAUUCUUGAAGCUGUGGAAUAUUUAAGAAAUUUUCAUUAUGAGCUUGAUCGUGAAAAUCUACAGCUUUUGGCAUUGAGAUUAUCUUGUCAAGCACAUAGUUUACAAAAUGAAUUGUCUCGUCAAACAGAUUCUAAGCCUGUUACUACCCAAACAUUAUCCGAUGUAGCAUCAGUUAUAACAGCUGUAAAGCCUUUAGUGAGAUGGCUUGAUCGUCCGCCGUUUUCUGGACAGCUAGAGUAUAAUGAUAAAAAAGUUGAAUUGAUGAAACUGGCUUUAGAAAUGGCAACAUGUGCUCAAAGAGAUAGAUUCGCAGAAAAACCAAUAGAAGAAAUUAGAACAAUUUGUGGACAAUUGGCAAAACUAGCAGAUUAUAUAAUACAAGAUAUUACCGAUCCUAUGAUAUUACAACCAACUAGUUUAGAUUUGGCUACACUAAAAAAAAAGCCAGGAGAUGAUUUGGGAUUUUAUAUUUUGCCAUCCUUCCAUGGAGCUCAUCAAAUUGCAGAAAUUAAAUUUGGAUCAGCUGCUCAUCAGUGUGGUAAAAUGGAAGAAGGAGAUGAAAUAGUUCAAGUAAAUUAUCAGACUGUGGUUGGUUGGGAACGAAAAAAUCUUUUAGAACUAUUUCGUGAAAGUCCUGCUGAAGUAUUACUAACUUUAAAACGUAGACCAAGGCAUACAAAAGUAUAUGGUCAAAUUUAUAUAAAGCCAUAUCGACUUCCAAGCAAUAAAAAAACUUCAUAUACAACAAGAUGGCAACAUAAUCUUCCAUCACCAAGGCCAGAAUUAUUGACUAUACCAGAUUUUACGAUGCCAUUACCAAGGCAUAUGCCAAAGAAUCCCAGUCCAGAACCUGCAAGUAUUUUAGAUACAGUGAAUAUAUUAGAUACAAUGAUCAUAGAUAGUAGCGACUCUGAUAGCGAGGCAGAACCACCUCUGUCAAUUCGAUUAUACUCAACAAAACCAAGAAAUUCAGUUCAAAGACGAGCUACUAUAACUGGUGCUAGUCCCACUACUAAGCACGGAAUUGAUAUUGAACAAUUUUGGAAAGUACUGAAACAGGAACAUAGUACAAGUUCUCAGUUACGGGAUAAAGCAGCAUCUUGUGCUCAUGGACUAGAUAAUGUCCCUUCAAAUUUACGACCACAGUCAUAUUUAAGCAUAGAGCAGAGUAAAAGGAGGAAAAGGUCUGAUGUACAAAUCGAUGAUAAAAAACUACAGUUCCAAGAAAAGUCUAUUAAAUCCGAUGUUCCUCAGACAGAUAAUACGAUUAAUGUUAUACACGAAGGAAAACAUGAAUGCAAAAGUGUUCAAAAUUAUGAAGAAACAUUAACUACUAAUAAUAUUAAUAUUUCCAGCCAAACUUCUCCAAAAUCUGCUAACGUUACCAAUAAUAAUCAUUUUGGUGAUACAAGUGUGCCUUUAGACGAGUGCAACAAUUUUAUUAGAGAUAGGCAUAGUAAUCAUAAGAACAUCCUAAAUGGUAAAGAGUUUAAUUCAUGUGCUGUUAAAGAACGAGGUAGAUUGGAUAAGAGUUAUAGUACACCAGCAUAUGAUUUAAUGGAUACCAAUAGUGCUGAAGACAGAAAACAAAAAUUAUUUUAUACAUUAGAGUCACCUGCAAAUAAUAUAAGCAAUUCAUCUAUGAGUAAGACUGAUAUUGAAUUGAAAUCUACAAGUUUAGAUAAUCAACAAAAGUUAAAAGAUAUUGGUGAACAACGACAAAGUUCUCAUGUGAUCAUUGAUAAUAAUGUUAAGAAUGAAGAACAAAAUACUAAAGAACAAUUUGUUGAAACAUCUCAAGCUUUCAACUUGCCGAAAAUAUUUGUACAUAAAGUAAUUGAAGAAAGUCACGGAAACAGUAUAGAAAAUAACCAAAGCAAUAAUGAAUGUAUUAUUUCUAAUGUAAAUAAAUAUGUCAAAAGAAAUGCAACGAUUAAUUCAAACACUGGAGUAGAAAAUACGUUGCAGGCAUCUAAUAAUACAAAUUUUCGAAGUAAUUCAACUUCGAAGCACGAAAAAAGUGAAGAUAAAUUAGAAUUAACAAAUAAUUAUGCACAAAAUAAUAUUGAGAACAAUUCGAACUUAAGUAGUUUUGGUAAAAUUCUUCAAACAUUUAAUUGUGCUCCAAUAGAACAUUCAAAGUUAAUAGAAAAAAAAUCUUCUAGUGUACCCAUAAAAGAAAAAGUACUUCAUGAAAAUGUGAAAACAAAUUGUGAAUACAGUUCUGUCGAAGAUAAUAUACACAACAUUACUCAGAACAUUCCCCAGAUACAAAUCAGUCAAAAAGUGCAAAAUGAUAACAAAAAAUUUAAAGAUUCAGUUAAUCAAGGAAAUACAGUACAACCAUGCAAAUAUUUGGAGCAAACAAAAAUCGAAUCUACUAGGAAACUAGAAUCUAAAUCUCAUUUAAUACCUCCAGAUCCCCCACCACGUAAAUAUUAUACAAAGUUAACUACUUCGCAUUUUGAAAAUAUUUCAAAACCUAUGGAAGAUCAAGAAAGACUUUAUAUAUCUCACAGACCUAAUGUUAGAAGAGAUUUGAAAAAACAAGAAUAUUAUACAGAAAAUAAUAUUAAAAUCAACGUAGAUCUUCAAGAAAAGCAAGAUUAUUUAGAUGCUAGUAAUAGCUUUACUGAAAGAUCAAUUGAAUGUACUGAUGAAAUAAAUAAUUUAAGCACUGAACGUAGACCUAGCAUAAAUAUGGAUUCUUCAUUCAUAGAAUGCAAUGAUAAGCAAAUAAAGGAAGAUAAGUCAAUCUGUGAUAAGUACGAACCUUAUACCAGUUCAAUGAUCGAAGGUCACAAUUCUGAAUCUUAUUCUCAAAAUAUGGAUUCAUUAGAUGGUCCAUGUUCUUCAAAGCAAUUACAGUUCUUCGAACAUAAAUCUAAAAGUACUGAAAAAGAAAAACAUUUUGAAAAAGGUGUGGUUAAUAAAGCCAUGAUGGUAGCAAGAAGUAUUGGAUUACAUGGAAGUUUAAGUAAAUCUUCUAGUAAUAGCCCCAGAAGUAGUAGGAAACGGAGUAUAUUAUUUGCAAGAAGAAGAAAUAUUUCCGUUAAAGAUAUAGGUGCAGGUGACCUGGAAGGCUGGUUAACAUACCGUACAAGAGGUGCUGGUGGUGCUUGGGCUAAAGCUUGGUUUAUUUUAAAAUGUUCCUCCUUAUAUAGAUUUAAAACUCAGACCAGCAUGAAAGCAGAUUGUCUGAUAGCUCUUACAGGAUUUACCGUGUCACGAGCAUUCGAAGUAAAAUCUAGAAAAUAUGCGUUCAAAGUUUAUCAUACUGGAACGGUAUUUUAUUUUGCUGCAGACACUGAAGACUCUCUUACUUUAUGGUUAGAAGCAAUUAACAAAGCAACUUUAGGUGCUGAUAGUCAUAGUAGAAACAGUGCCCUUUUUAGUGAAACAGACGAGAGCGAUGGUGAACAAAAACUCAAAGUUAAAAACAUUCAAGCACCAGAAUAUAAACCAAAUUUAGAAAAACCAUUUGGAUCAUUGAAAAAGGUUGUUCGCAAGGACUCUUCCGGAUAUAAGGAUCAUGAAAUGAGUGGUGCUAGCUUAGACAGAAAAUAUUUAAAAUUUCUUGGUACACGAAAUCAUAACGUACCUGUUCCAACAGCACAAUUUAGAAGUUAUAGAAGAGUACUUCCUACAUCUACUCCCAACAAGAAACAAGAGUCUAUUCUAAAUUCAUCGGACUUACAAAUGACAAUUGCAGGAAGCACAUUUUACGGAUUGUGUGCAUCCCAAAGUGCUACUGAUAUGUCGAGUAAUAUUCAAGAUAUGGGUGAUUACAGGCGUACAACAGACAGGUGUGUUACUAGCAGAAACAGAAGACCGGAAGAGUUGCAAGGUUUUAUCACAUUAGAAGAAUUUAUGUUAUCACAGCAAGAUGAUCGAAGGCCAGUAACUAGAAAUAGAUCUGUAUCGCCACAUAUAACACCUUUAACAAGUGAUCAUGUUCAUGUCCAGCAUAGAAAUUUACACGACAGUGGAACAGUUACUGAUCAGUCUAAAACUGUUACUGAUACAGCAGUUAAUAAUGAUGUUGUACAUGCUCGAAGUAAAGCAAAUAGUGAUGUUAACAAUACUAUAACAUAUGGAUAUACAAGAAACAUGGAUACUUUACAUACAAGACAAUUCAGUGGAGAUUUUGAGUUGGAAAGAUAUGAAAAUAGAGGAGAAUCAUCGAAAUAUCCAGUUCAGAAAAAAUCAAGUGAAUCCAGUUACAUGCAGAAAAGAAAUGCCGUGGAUGGAUUAAACUCUCAACAAGGAAAGUUUUGUGAUUCGACUCAUUUGAGAACUGCUGCUACAAAUGAUUUCAAACCAUCAACUUCUUUUUAUCAUAGCAAAUCAGAUAUUGUUGAACCGUUUGAUAGACAAGGAAGUGUAGCUUGUGAAUACAAUUCCAAUAACUGUGUAUGCUCACAAUCUUCAAAUCAUAAUGAAACUUCUAGAUCAUACGAUUAUUAUUCAACAAGAAAUGCUAACAACUUCAUGGAUGAUACGAAGUCAGUACCAAAACGACUUAUUCGAAAUGAUGGUUGUUCUGGAUCUAGUAGCGAUCUUACGUAUCAUGCUGCUUAUGAAACAUUACAUCGUGCAAAGAAAGAAGCAACUGUAUGUCGCAAAGGAAGUUUCAACCUGACAAGUCGUCGCGAACAUUCUUCAUCAGAUAAACAUUGGUUGGAUUCUUUAAGACGUGGCGAUAAGAAGGAUAACGAUUCUGAUAAAACGCGUUUAAAAAAUGUAGCGCAGUAUCAACCGCCACCUAUCCCAACGUCCCCAUUUGAACAAGAAGGGAUGACCGCUGCAUUUGAAAUGCAUUUGGAUAAACGUGAACAGGUCCAAAAGCCAAGUCGUCUGAGAAAUUUAUUUGGUAACAAAUGUCAACAAAAACCUUGUACACUUGAUCUUCCUAAGGAAACACAAAAGACAUUGUUAGGUUCGCCAAGGUUACAUAGAGCACUGUUUCGAGAAAAAGGUUACAAUCAAUCACGAUUACCUAGCCGAUCAAAUAGCCAAAGUCCUGGUGAUAGUGGUAUUGGCCAGUCUGUUAGUUCCUUCAGCGGAAAUAGCACACAAACACUCAGUCAAAGUUUUACUUCCGUUAGUUCUGUUAGCGAUUGGAGUCCAGACACGCCAUCACCAUGUUCUCCAAACUUAACAUCAAAAAAUGGUACAAAUUAUUCUGCAUGCCAGAAAGGAUUUACCAACAUAAGUAGACAUUCAUUAAAUCCACCAACAUUACCUUAUAUACCGCCACCUACAUCUCCACCGCCUGAUUAUCCUGGUUUAGAAUAUCCACCAGUGUUUGAACCUGGUACCUAUUCUCUCUUGGACGCUUCGUUGCUACGUAAUCGUACUAAAAGAAAUCGAGACACUCAUUAACUGAUAGAUAUCGUGUUAUAAUUCAUUAAUCUAUAUAAUAAUAGCCAAAGAUAAUAUUUUUUCGCUAUUCAUACAUAAUCAGGCGUUUCUUAUAAGGAAUUUAAGAAUUUACUAGUAUUUUUCUAUAAAGUAUUCAAAUUUAACCGUCCAUUUUAUAAACGCACGAAUGUUAUAAAAAUCAUUUUGUAGAAAUUGGUAUUAUAAAUUAUCCACUCAAAAUAAGACAGAAAAAGUGUAAUAUAUGUAUAUUAGCUGAGUGGACGACUGAAAUCAAUAUCAUAUAUAUAUAAUUAUCUUUGUAGGUAUACUAAAUCUUAUUGUAACUAAUUUUAAUUAAUUCCAUUUUGUUUUUCUCAUUAUUUGUAAUUGUUAUUAUAAGCGAGUAAAUCUAGACAUAUUUCUAUGUAUUUUAUAAAAUAUUUCAGAGGAAUAUUAUGGGAACAUUUAUUGUAAAUGAAUUAUGUAAUCCCACAUUAAUUAUUGAGAAUGUAUAUUUACGUAUAGAACGUUAUAAGGCCAGUCUUAUUUUACAUAUAGAGUUAAUAAAACCCCCUGAUAAUGUACUAGUUGACGAUUAAUAUUAUGUAUAGUAAAUAUUGUCACGACAAUAUGAAA